Zerene cesonia (dogface butterfly) is the source of this 2857-nucleotide messenger RNA. It is a transcript of the gene Pp4-19C, whose product is annotated as serine/threonine-protein phosphatase 4 catalytic subunit. The record is from RefSeq and is a predicted model, not a curated record. The coding region runs from base 207 to 1130 and encodes 307 amino acids. Gene Ontology annotation, cellular component: nucleus; cytoplasm. The transcript has 7 exons. NCBI's taxonomy places the organism in Eukaryota, Metazoa, Arthropoda, Insecta, Lepidoptera, Pieridae. Gene Ontology annotation, biological process: peptidyl-serine dephosphorylation; double-strand break repair via homologous recombination. Gene Ontology annotation, molecular function: protein serine/threonine phosphatase activity.
AUCUAGUCUAUAGUCUAUUCCCAAAAAUACAGACGUUUUGUGAUUAUGAAUUGUGAUUGUUUGUACUUUGUAGUAACUAAUAAUAUUGGACGAGGUUUUAAUUAGGCGUAUAAAAUAAACAUAUUAACUAUAUUAUUUAGUUGUUUUGAUUUUCACACUAAAAAUAUUUUAUUUUUUUUAGAUUCAGAAACAUUCAGGAAUACAAAAUGUCUGAUACAAGUGAUCUCGAUCGCCAAAUUGAGCAGUUGAAACGAUGUGAAAUAAUAAUGGAGGGCGAGGUUAAAGCACUCUGUGCGAAGGCCCGUGAAAUACUUGUUGAAGAAAGCAAUGUACAGCGAGUAGAUUCCCCAGUCACGGUGUGCGGUGAUAUUCAUGGUCAGUUCUAUGACUUGAAAGAAUUAUUCAAAGUUGGUGGUGAUGUACCUGAGACAAACUAUUUAUUUAUGGGAGAUUUUGUUGACAGAGGAUUCUAUUCUGUAGAGACGUUUUUAUUACUUCUUGCAUUAAAGGUUCGAUACCCAGAUCGCAUUACAUUAAUUAGAGGCAACCAUGAGUCAAGGCAGAUAACACAAGUGUACGGAUUUUAUGAUGAAUGUUUACGGAAAUAUGGUUCAAUCACUGUUUGGAGGUACUGCACAGAAAUAUUCGACUACCUGUCGUUGUCGGCGAUAAUAGACGGCAGAAUAUUCUGUGUGCAUGGUGGUCUCAGCCCUUCGAUUCAGACACUGGACCAGAUUCGCACUAUCGACCGCAAACAGGAGGUGCCGCAUGAUGGACCUAUGUGCGAUCUAUUGUGGAGUGACCCUGAAGAUACCCAGGGCUGGGGCGUAUCACCUCGCGGAGCGGGUUACCUGUUCGGCUCUGAUGUCGUAGCGCAGUUCAACGUGUCGAACGACAUCGACAUGAUAUGCCGCGCGCAUCAGCUAGUCAUGGAGGGGUAUAAGUGGCACUUCAAUGAGACCGUCCUCACCGUGUGGUCUGCGCCGAAUUAUUGUUAUAGAUGUGGUAACGUAGCAGCAAUAUUAGAAUUGAACGAGAAUCUUCAACGCGAGUUCACGAUAUUUGAAGCGGCGCCGCAAGAGUCUCGAGGCGUUCCCUCCAAAAAGCCUCAGCCCGACUACUUCUUAUAAUGUCUCCUACAGUAACAUUACCCUAGAGAAAGUUUAAGUGUUGGUGGAAUAUGAAACACAUCAAAUGUAUAACUGAAGAUAUAAGUGAUUAUAAUUUAAUAAUUUACUAGUAGUUUUUUUCUAAACAUAGCACUUUUAAAUGAUAAAAAACUGCUGAUAACUUUGAAGGUAAAUAAAUUAGUAUAUACAUAAUAUGUGUAAGUAAUAGAAUUCUUUGUUUGUUUAUAUUUAGAAGCAUACCUACAGUUUGAAUGAUUCAAUAGUUAUGGAUAUCAUCAUCUUCAGAUAUACAUUUGUGUGUUGUUAUUAUCUGAUUGUCUUUGUGUUAGUGACAAAACAUUUUAAUGUGGAAUUGUUUUGUGAUUUUAAGACUGCCAAGUGUAACAAUUUAAGCUGUGAGUGACUAGAAGUACAUGGCGUGUCCUUUUUGUUAGCAAAUUGUUUGUAUGCGAGUUAUCAUACUAGGUUAUAUAUGGACAUAUUUAGAGGUACAAAAAAGGUACAGAUCGGCAGUUAAAACAUUUUUUUCCUUUUUAAACAAGAACCUUACGAUGAAUAAAGUGCUUAUAAUUUUAAUACUUACGUGUGAAAUAAUAUUUAACUUUUGAUCUGUUUCAGUUUUGUACCGUACCUCUGAUUGUGUCCUUGAGCGUAUUUUUCAGUGCGAAACGUAAUAAGAAAAGUUGAAUGAUAGAAAAGAUGUAAAAGACAUUAUGUUUCUCGUAUUUAAACAAAAUGGUCAAUAGAAAAUUGUACUAUUGUGCUUAGUUCAAGCUGUUACAAUGAAGAACCAUAUUAUUAAUUCUUGAAUGUUACAUUGAAACUUCAAUACUAACAAGGUUUUUUAAAAGGUGGAACUAGUUUCAUGAGGAUUAUGGUACUUAACUAUUUAGAAUUAUUGUAAACCCUUUCAACAUCAGCAUAUAUUUAUUGUUUUGAAACAUUAAAUUCUCGGUUCCUCUUUUUAAAUUACUUUGUUUAAGUCGGUCAUUAUUUCAUUAUUUUAUCAAUGUGAUACAUUCAUUACUUCUAUGUUCAUAUAUAACUCUCAUUUGCUUUGUUUAACAAGAACUCUUCUAUCACAUUCAACUUUUCUAAUUUUUGUAUUUAUUUAUUUCACUUUAAUAAGAGAAACAUUAACUUACACCUGUAUAGAUAAUUUGCUAAGUAUCUCAUUAUUUUACGAUAAAUACUAAUUUAUUAUUUGAUCAGAACUUGGCUGUAAUCAAUGUAAUUAUAACCGAGUUCUAACGUCUGAAAUGUUAAAUAUAUUUAAUUCAAAUAAAAAAUUCUGCAUUAACACUUUGCAAAGAGUUAGCAUAAAAAGCAGUAUGUGAUAAAUCACUGCCAGAUGCUCCAUAAAUUAAAAUAGAUAUAAAAAAUAGUUGCUAGUGUAUGUUGUGUACUGUGGGUGAUUUGAUAUUUAGAUUUAAAUUGUGAAUAUUUGAAGCUAUUAGUUCAUUUCAUACAACUUACCUUCUAACUUUAUCGAACAAAUUCAUUUAGCUAUAAUAAAUAACUUCCAUUUAUGUAAUCGACUACAUUCAAUUUACCUGGGGUCACUCAAUUGCCUGCAAACAUUCGUAUAAUGUACGAAUGGUGCCGCUAGUCUAUGGAGAAAACAUUUGCAAAUGUCGCCGUACACGUGUAGGUUUGCGUUCGAAUUCGAAGGAAAGUGAAUGAACCACAUAAGAAGCACUGAAUAAACAACGAUUGUCUAGUGUGAA